CUUUACAAUUACUAUUAAGAACUUUAGUUGAAACAUUUAACUGUAGAUGCAAUACGCUGCAACCUAGGAAAUGGGUAUAAAAUUUUUACUUGUACAUAUGCUCAUAUUGAUCGGCAGUUUAAAGCAGGCAGUGGGGUCUUUACCUCCAGAAGUAGAAAAAUGCAAAUCCACCGAUAACGAUGAAUGUAUUAUCAAGAAUAUUAUGAAAAUUAUGAAACUAUAUCCUCAUGGUUAUCCCGAAAUAGGUUUACCUGAAUUUGCUUCAAUAACCGUUAAAGAUGUCGUACUAUCGAGUAACAAACAGGACUCGCCAAUACAUUUAAAUUUUAAAUUCAAUACUGUCACGAUUACGGGCACCGAUAAGCAACAAAUUUUGCGGGCUCAUGGUUUUAAUAAGAAUUUAACACAAACAAUUGAACUUGAUUUUUUUGCCCCUGAACUAAAGAUAGAUGGUGACUACGAAAUGGAGGGUAAACUUUUGGUACUGCCUUUAAAUGGUAAAGGUGUGGGUAAUAUUGUGAUGAAGGAUGUUACCACAAAGUAUAAAAUUAAGAUAAAAUUGGAAAAUCGUAAUAAUAAACUAUAUGGUGUUAUAGAUAAAAUGAAAUUAUGGAUGCUGGAACCGAAGAAAAUUACUUUGAACCUACAAAAUAUUGUUAAUAAUAAUGACGUUUUAACAAAAACUGUUAACGAAGUCAUCAACGAGAACUGGAGUGACAUUUGGAAGGAGUUGGAAAGUAAUACAAUGAAACUUGUUGAAGACAAUUUUCGAAGAAUUUUGAGCGAUAUAAUAAGUACAUUACCAGUGGAUGAGUUUUAUGCGGAUUAAAAUUAUUAAAAAAAAUUCUUAUUGAAAUUUUAUACUUGAUUAAAUGACAAUAUUUUUUGUAUAAAUAUUUAGUAAAAUAAAUGUUAACAUGUAUAUAAUUUCAUGGUAUUUCCGGAUGUAUGGAACUGAACUAGAA
Messenger RNA from Lucilia sericata (common green bottle fly), 965 nucleotides. RefSeq names its product protein takeout-like. The coding region runs from base 71 to 829 and encodes 252 amino acids. The record is from RefSeq and is a predicted model, not a curated record. The transcript has 4 exons. NCBI's taxonomy places the organism in Eukaryota, Metazoa, Arthropoda, Insecta, Diptera, Calliphoridae.